UUAAGCGCGGGAAGAAACAAGAUGUCUUCAUUCUGAGCCAUAUCUCGCCAGGUAUCUUUUUCUGCUGUAUAUUAACUAUAUUGUCCAGUAUGUCAUCCAUUGAGAAAUUAAAGAUUCAAGGCAUUAGGAGCUACUCCCAGAAUGAACCUGCUGCUAUAGAAUUCUUUAAACCYUUAACAUUGAUUGUUGGUUCCAAUGGAGCAGGAAAGACUUCCAUCAUUGAAUGCCUGAAAUAUGUGACAACAGGUGAUUUGCCGCCAGGAAGCAAGAACUCCUACUUUGUCCAUGAUCCAAAGGUUGCAGGGGAGCAAGAGAUUAAAGGGCAAGUAAAGCUGAUGUUUAAAGACAUCACUGGUAAAACUGUUGUAGUUACAAGAGCUUUGAUAUCUCAACAAAAGGGUAAAAAACUUGAAACCAGAAGUCUAGAGAGUGUCAUCAAAAAAGAUAUACAUGGAGAGAGACGAAGCUUGAGUUCCAAAUGUGCUGAAGUGAAUCAUGAAAUGAUUUCUAUGCUUGGAGUCUCUAAAGCUGUGCUGGAGAAUGUUAUAUUCUGUCACCAAGAAGAUUCUAAUUGGCCUCUUAGUGAAGGAAAAGCCUUGAAGCAAAAGUUUGAUGAAAUCUUUGCUGCAACAAGAUACAUUAAAGCCCUUGAAGCCAUACGCAAGCUGAGACUUGAACAAGGUAGAAYUGUAACCAAGUGUGAAACAGAACUAAAAUACCUGAAGGAAAACAAAGAUAAGGCACAAGAGAUUGCUGAGCAGUUGGAAAAAUCUCAAGGGAAAAUAGAAGCCACUAGAGAUUCUAUURUUAAGAUAUCAAGAAACUUAGAGCCGGUGGAGAUAAGAUUGACAGAGAUUGAACAAAUUGCAGUGGAAGUUAGUCAGCUGCAAAAAGAAAAAGAGCUGUUGAUGGCAAAGAAGGAACAGUUGGCAGAUAUGGAGCAAGAUCUUUUACAAAACAUUACAGAUGUCUUUACAGGUUCUACAGAAGAGCUACAAGGGAUUUACCAGGAUUUUCAGAACAAAAUCAAAGAAAAGAAUGAGCUUCUAAAACAGAAAGAGAAUGAGCAUCAACAUCUUGUUGCUAAGCAGCAAGAGUUAUCCAAUCAAAAGAGUUCCAUAUUGCAAGAGCAGGGAAAACUGGAGCAACAAGCACAAAGACACCAAACUAACCUAGGGGACAGAGAUCRCAUGGUUUCGACACUUGCAAAUUAUUAUGAAAUUCAAGGUUACAGCAAGACACCUUUUACAGAAGCACAAGUGGACAGAUUUAUUGAAGAUMUUAAAAAGAAUUAUGCAAAUAUUGUGGAAGAAACUAAACAACAAAAGGAGUUGUUUAAGAACAAGAUAGAAGUGGUCCAGAAAAAGAUUGAUGACAUCAAGAGAAGUCAAGCUGAGUAUGGUGAGACAAUCAGGUUGAAGAAAAMGUUGAUGGGAGACAAUCAAAGAGAACUGAAAGCCAUUGGUCAGGAACUUAGUAAUGUGAAUGCAUCUGCCAACAGACUGAAAUCACUUGAUGCUGAAUUGCAGCRUGCGAUGAAAGAACUUGAAGAAGCUAAUGAGCUUGGAAAUGUUGAUGAAAUGAAUGCAGAAAUAGAAAAACUUCAGAAUGACAAGCGUCAAGUUGAUGGAGAACUGAGCAGGUUGAGAGAAGAGCAACAGACCAUGCAUUUCCACUCUACCACAAAAACAAAACUGGACAUGCUCAUUAAAGAAAAGAUUGAAAAAGAAGAUAAUAUACAAAAACUAAUGAACAAGCAUGAUGAAGACAUCAAAACUAUAAUUGGUGGUACAGGAACGAGUGAAAGUCUUAGUGACAAGCUGGGUCAGUACCUACGAAACAAGGGCAAGGAGCUACAAGACACCAGAAACAGAAUGCAAAGAAUAAAACAAGCUCAGUCUGCUAAAGAAGCCAACAAAAAGAACAUUGAAGACCAGCUGAAAAGAAAGGUUGACCAAGCUGCAACAUAUAAACAACAGCUGAAGGAUGCUUGUGGGGAAAAUGACUACAACACGAUGAAAGAACAGCUGAGUGAACAGAUAUCGUWUUUGAGAAACGAAAAGGGUCUGUUUUCUUCAAUCGAGAAAAUCUACAAGAAGUACAUCAAAAAGCUUCAAGAAGAAAGUGUGAAAGAAGAAGGAUGUCCUCUAUGUCAUCGCUGCUUUGACUCCAGUAAACAGAUCAAAAGUCUCAUAGCUGAGCUUAAUGAGAAAGUGGUACAUCUUCCUGCCAAAAGAGAGGAGAAUGACAUCCUUUUGGAUCAAGAAGAAAGACGCUACGAAAAGAUCUUAAAACUGGGCCCAAUUAAAGAAAAUCUUGAAAAGAUCGAGACAUCAGAAAUACAAGAAGCCAAGUCGAGACUUGCUGACAUCUCCAAAGACUUGGAGAAAAUGGAAGCACAGAUCAUGGAACUGGAGGAUGUCUACAGCUUGACUGAGAGUGAGGAAAUGACUGCAAGACAAAUGGAACCUGAUCUACGUGAAGUAGAAAACUAUAAAAGAAGCUUGAAAGAUCUUGACAAGAACAUCUCUCUCUAUCAAUCMCAGCUGCAAGGGAUAGCUCCUGGCCGCACCAUGCAAGCAGUAACAAAUGAAAUCACGGACAGACAGGAUCGAUCAGAGACCCUAGACCGUCAUAUUGACCGCCGCAGACGCGCACUAACCCAGCUUCAAAGACAGCUUACCACACUUACGUCCAACGUUCACGAUCUCAAGUCAAAAAAGCUAAAACUAAAUGAACAACUGCAGCGACGAACUCACCUGGAAGAACAAAAGGCAGAAUUGACCKCCAAGAACGACGCGUUCGCACGAGAAAUUAAGGAUGCAGAGGCCCAGUCACAACCCAUUCAGGUGAUGCUUGACGAGGAAGAGAGGAAGAAACACAAUAUUGUUGUGGCUAAAGAAGCGAUGGAGGAAGAGAAGCGCAUACUGCUGACUGAUAUGAAGAAUAAUGGAGAAAGACUAAGUGAAAAGAUAUCAGAGAUAAAAAGAUACACAAGUCAAGGAGGUGAAUCAGCCUUGCAGGACAACCAGGAAAGACUCAAGGCUGUUGAAGACAGAGAAAAACAGAUCCACCGAAAGAAACUGGGAAUAACCGAGAUUAUCGACUCGUUCAAGGAAGACAUCUCUAAACAGGAAAUAAAAUCGCGCGACAUAGAAGACAAUUUGAAACUCAAAAGCACUCAGAAGGAUAUUCAAAACAURGAAAAUAAGAUCGAAAGUGUGGAAGGAAAGCUUGAUCAAUAURGUGAUCCACGAAGUCUGAACAGCGAAAGAUCGAGACUACAUCGACAACUAGAUGACUUGCACAAAGAGAAAUCUCAUCUUGAAGGAAGACAAAAAGGCUUCGAGGAUGAGAUACGAAGAUACCAGACUGAAUUACGAAGCAACAUGUAUAACAACGCGGAAGAAAAACACAGACAGAAGAUCAUUGAAAUGAAGACUACUCAAAUGGCUAGCGUGGAUCUGGACAAAUAUUACAAGGCUCUUGACAGAGCGAUAAUGAAGUAUCAUAGCUUGAAAAUGGCUGAGAUCAAUAAGAUUAUUAAGGAAUAUUGGAUCAACACCUACAAGGGUGGUGAUAUUGAYACUAUUGAGAUUCGUUCAGAUGAAGAAGAAGGUAGCGGUGCAUCUAAAGCAAGGCGAACAUACAACUAUAGGGUCGUGAUGAUCAAAGGAGACAUCGCAUUGGACAUGAGGGGACGAUGCAGUGCAGGACAAAAGGUGCUUGCAUCCCUGAUCAUCAGACUAGCAUUAGCAGAGACAUUCUGCUUGAACUGUGGUAUAUUUACCUUAGACGAGCCAACCACCAACCUUGAUGAGAGUAACGUCUACAGUCUUGCUGAUCAGCUUGCUACCGUGAUACGCACUCGACAGKCUCAGCGUAAUUUCCAGCUGGUCGUCAUCACUCAUGACGAGGAAUUCGUCGACACUCUUGGCCGAGCAGAUUUUGUUGACUAUUACUACAAAAUCUACAAAAAUGACAGCGGGUUUUCUAAGAUCGCUAAGCAGAGUGUGGCAUCCUUACAGAGAGAGGCGUCUUACGUUGAAUGAAUCGGUAUUUCAUGGAUACAAAUAGAUGUACAUUAAGUGGCCAUCUUGGUCAAAUUAUCACUGUCACGUGGCUAUCAMGUUAAACACACAUGCUGUCCUACCCGACAGUUCUUAACUUGUUAUUGUUUUCUAGGAUAUUUCUCGUUUCUGAUUGGUUGCGUAUUUGUUAAGUCAGAUAAACACCAAGUUGUAGUUUUUAGAACUAAUGUCAUAAACAGAGCACGAACCUAUUUUUCUAGUUUUAACGAAGCUUUGAAAUAGAGAAUAGUGUUGCAAGAUGUCGUUGAUUCUUGGUUGUUGACUUAUUAUACCAGUCAGUAUGGCUGGGUUGUACUGUUGUCGUUAUAUCCAGGAUAAGUAGCGCUAAAUACACACCUACCUCAUGAUCAGUCGCGAAAAUAACUUGUGCAGUUUUGUUAGCUUUAAUAAAAUAAAUUACUGGUCGUCAGUUCAAACUGAAAUCCUUGUCAUCUUAUUGUUACAUCUUUGGAAUAAACGCUUUCUUGGUUGAACGUAAA
Messenger RNA from Actinia tenebrosa (Australian red waratah sea anemone), 4570 nucleotides. RefSeq names its product DNA repair protein RAD50. Gene Ontology annotation, cellular component: Mre11 complex; nucleus; condensed nuclear chromosome. The record is from RefSeq and is a predicted model, not a curated record. Gene Ontology annotation, biological process: double-strand break repair; telomere maintenance via telomerase; chromosome organization involved in meiotic cell cycle. Gene Ontology annotation, molecular function: double-stranded telomeric DNA binding; G-quadruplex DNA binding; single-stranded telomeric DNA binding. Lineage: Eukaryota; Metazoa; Cnidaria; Anthozoa; Actiniaria; Actiniidae.